Eruca vesicaria subsp. sativa (arugula) is the source of this 1172-nucleotide messenger RNA. The record is from the annotation of a GenBank genome assembly. NCBI's taxonomy places the organism in Eukaryota, Viridiplantae, Streptophyta, Magnoliopsida, Brassicales, Brassicaceae.
GCCUCUCUUCCUCUAAUCUCAAGCCUCAGAAAGAAAGAAAAAAUGAGUCCAAAUCUCCUUAAGAACAAUCUUACAGGUAAUUAUACCAUCAACAACUCUAGAAGAUUCGAAGAAAGAAACAACUUCAUCAGAUCUCCACCAAACUCGCACACCAACUUCUCUCUCGCUAGAAACCAUCCUCAUCACAACAAAUCAGUCUCAUUCUUGAAGUUGGGAGAUGAACAUGAGAACGAGAGGGGUGAAAAUGGUUUGAAAAUGAGGGGCAAAAAUGGAGUAAAUACAAAACUAUGCUCAAGAGGACACUGGCGACCAACAGAAGAUGCUAAACUCAAGGAGCUUGUUGCCCAGUUUGGCCCCCAGAACUGGAACGUGAUUGCUAACCACCUUCCUGGUAGAUCAGGCAAGAGUUGUAGAUUGAGAUGGUUUAACCAACUAGACCCAAGAAUUAACAAGAGAGCAUUCACCGAGGAAGAAGAGUCUAGGCUUUUAGCUCUCCACCGAGCCUAUGGCAACAAGUGGGCUUUGAUCUCACGUCUCUUCCCGGGUCGGACUGAUAACGCCGUCAAGAACCAUUGGCACGUCAUCAUGUCUCGACGGACUAGAGAAAGUCAACGACAGCGUCAAGUGCAGCCUCCUCAGGCACCGUCAAGAAACGCUGAAACUACAGUCUCUCCCUUGUGCCGCGGUGUGUUCUUAGGUACAGUCUCGAAAGAUAUUUUCCUCAAUGAAGAAGAUAAUGAUGGUGACGAUGAAGAUGCUUCAGCUCUCUCUACCUGUACGACAGAGCUCUCUCUCACUCCACCCUCCUCAACUCACCAGGCUCGUUUCUUGAAUUACGAUAAUGCCCUUGUGCUAGGUAAAGAUGGUCAGUGUGCGCAGAGAGCAGAAGUUAAUGGCAAAUAUAGUAAAAAGAUGGACCAUCAAAAUCACCACACAAUCACAGUCAGUGAAAGGAAAGUGCAGACGCAGAGUGGCUUUUACUUCUUUGAUUUUCUUGGAGUUGGAGCUUCUUGAUUAAUCAACUAUAUGAAGAGUUAUUCUAUGUCCAUAAGAAACUUUCUGAAGUACUUCGACCAAAAACUUUCUAAAGUUCUUCGACCAAAAAAAAUAUUUAUAUUUUUAACGUAAAUUUAGUUAUGUAAUUAAGCGCUAGUAAAAUAAGAAUUGAACUG